Molecule: messenger RNA, 5845 nt
Organism: Sphaeramia orbicularis (orbiculate cardinalfish)
Lineage: Eukaryota; Metazoa; Chordata; Actinopteri; Kurtiformes; Apogonidae
Gene: epha10
Product: EPH receptor A10
Exons: 18
Coding region: 67-3201 (1044 amino acids)
Biological process (GO): ephrin receptor signaling pathway; axon guidance; protein phosphorylation
Cellular component (GO): plasma membrane; dendrite
Molecular function (GO): transmembrane-ephrin receptor activity; protein binding; ATP binding
Source: RefSeq, a predicted model, not a curated record
GCUGCGGUGCGUCGCGCGCAGGCUGGAGAGAGAUGACAAGAGUCUCGCGGAACUGGCCAGACAAACAUGGAUCUUCGUAAAACGCUGAUUUCGGUGCUUUGGAUAUUAUUGCUCAGCCUGGUAGAAGAAUGUCACACCGAAGAAGUGGUGCUGCUGAAUUCUAAAGAGACUCAGGCAGAGCUGGGCUGGACAUCAUAUCCCCCCAAUGGAUGGGAGGAGAUAAGCGGUGUAGAUGAGAAGUAUAAGCCUAUUCGGACGUAUCAGGUGUGUAAUGUGAUGGAGCCCACACAGCAGAACAACUGGCUACAGACGGGCUGGGUUGCACGCCGAGGUGGUCAACGCAUUUUCGUGGAGCUUCAGUUCACGCUGCGAGACUGUAACAGCAUCCCUGGUGUGGCCGGAACCUGCAAGGAGACCUUCAACCUCCUGUACGUUGAGUCGGACAGAGACCUCGGCGGCGUGACCAGAGAGGACCGAUACACCAAAAUCGACACCAUCGCUGCAGACGAGAGCUUCACGCAAGGCGACCUGGGUGAGAGAAAGAUGAAGCUGAACACAGAGGUGCGUGAAAUAGGCCACCUCAACCGCAAAGGCUUCCACUUGGCCUUCCAGGACGUUGGAGCCUGCGUGGCCUUAGUGGCGGUGCGAGUGUACUACAAACGCUGCCUCGCAACUGUGCAGAAUCUGGCAGUCUUCCCCGACACAGUGGCUGAGGCAGCUUUCGCCACGCUGGUAGAAGUGCGCGGCACCUGCGUCAACAAUUCAGAAGUUGACACAGACAGUCCUCCCAGGAUGCAUUGCAGCGCCGAAGGGGAAUGGCUGGUGCCCAUUGGGAAAUGCAGCUGCAGCGCCGGUUAUGAGGAGGGACACAGCAGCUGUGAAGCUUGCCCCCCUGGAUCCUAUAAAAUGUCAUCCAGGCAGCAGGAGUGUUUUCCCUGCCCAGCCAACAGCGUCGCGGAUGAGGAUGGAUCCGUUGCAUGUGUGUGUGAAGAGGACCACUUCAGAACCCCUCUAGACACCCCCUCUGCGCCAUGCACACGGCCCCCCUCCCCACCUAGAGACUUGGUCUACACCCUGAAGCAGUCCACCCUGAUCCUGGAGUGGGCUGCACCAUCUGACACUGGUGGCAGAGUGGACCUGACCUACAGCGUGGGGUGCCGGAGGUGCGUUGGGAGGCAAUGUGAGCCAUGUGGGGCAAGUGUCGGUUUUGUGCCUCAGCAGGUCGGCCUGACGGAGAGAACGGUGACCGUGGUCAAUCUUCUUCCCGACACCAACUACACAUUCACUGUAGAGGCCUUGAAUGGAGUGUCGGAGCUUCUGCCCAACAAAAGGUUCUACACCCAAGUGAACGUUUCAACAAGUCUACCAGCACCAUCUCUGAUCAGUGAGCUGCGGGCAGAGAAGAUCGAGCAAAAGAGCAUCACGCUGGUGUGGAAGGAGCCGUCUUACCCGAACAGCAACCGCACGGAAUAUGAAGUCAAAUACUAUGAGAAGGAACAAAAGGAUCAGAGUUAUUCGACUGUCAAAACCGCAGUCCCACGGAUCAGUGUCACUAACCUCAAACCUGGCACUACAUAUGUCUUCCUCAUUCGCCCCUUCUCCACGCCGGCCCCCUCCUCACCCCUGUCCUCUUCCCAUCUCUCAUCCUCCUCUUCUUCUUCUUCAUCCUCUGCCUCCUCAUCAUCCUCCUCAUCCAUUUCUUCAUCUUCCUCCACUUCUUCAUCGGCCUCUUCUUCAUCCUCCUCAUCAUCAUCCUCCUCCUCCUCUUCGUCUCCGCCGCCAAUCGACUACGGUGCAUACAGCGCUCCCCUGGAGCUGCAGACUCUUGGAGAGUUGGCGCUGGCGUCCAGCGAGCAGAAUCCAGUGGUGAUCAUUGUUGUUGUAUCCGUGGCUGCCCUGAUCAUGUUGCUUUCAAUGGGAGUUGGGCUGCUCAUCUGGAGAAGACAAUGCGGCUACAGUAAAGCUUCUCAAGAGGGAGAUGAGGAACUUUACUUCCAGUUUAAGAUCCCAACACGGAGGACUUACAUUGACCCUGAGACCUGCGAGGAUCUGCUGCAGGCCGUGCACGCCUUUGCUAAGGAACUGGACAACUCCAGCAUCAAAAUAGAAAGAAUUGUGCACACAGGUGACUUUGGGGAAGUGUGCCGAGGUUGCCUGAAGCUGCCCAGUAAGAGAGAGCUGCCGGUGGCCAUAAAGACAUUAAGGGCCGGCUGCUCUGACAAACAGCGGCGCUCCUUCCUCAGCGAGGCGGGCAUCCUUGGGCAGUUUGAUCACUCCAACAUCAUUCGUCUGGAGGGGGUCAUCACCACCGGUAAUACCAUGAUGAUCAUUGUGGAGAGCAUGUCCAACGGAUCUUUAGAUUCUUUCCUUAGGAAACAUGAAGGCCAGCUGAGUAUGAUGCAGCUGAUGGAUAUGCUGACCGGGGUUGCAUCAGGGAUGAAGUACCUCACUGAAAUGGGCUUUGUCCAUAAACGGCUGGCCGCACACAAGGUGUUGGUUAAUUCCAACUUGGGCUGCAAGGUGUCAGGCUUCAGACCUCUUCAGGAGGACAAGAUAGAGGCCAUCUACACUACGCUGCACGGAGGGAAGAGUGUGGUGUUAUGGUCUGCUCCGGAGGCCAUCCAGUACCACCGCUUCUCCUCAGCCUCAGAUGUCUGGAGCUUUGGCAUUGUCAUGUGGGAGGUCAUGUCCUAUGGAGAAAGACCCUACUGGGAUAUGGGCAACCAAGAUGUGAUUAAGGCCAUAGAGGACGGUUUCCGGCUGCCUGCACCAGUUAACUGCCCACCGCAUCUCCAUCAGCUGAUGCUGGAUUGUUGGCAGAAGGAGAGGACAGAGAGGCCCAGCUUCAGUCAGAUCCACUCAGCUCUCAGCAAGAGUAUUCGUUCCCCCGAUGGCAUUGGUUCCUCCACACUGGCACGCAGGACACUAAGCUCAUCUAUUACACUAGCAGAGCGGCCCCUCCCCUCCUUCCCAUCCUUUAACUCAGUAGGAGAGUGGCUGGAUGCCGUGGACAUGGGCAGAUACAAAGACAACUUCACUGCUGCAGGAUACUGCUACUUGGAGUCUGUGGCACGCAUGACUGUACAAGAUGUACUGAGCCUUGGCAUCACUUCCCUGGAGCACCAGAAGCUGAUACUGGCUGCCAUCCAGACACUCAGAGCCCAGGUCAUCCAAAUGCACGGCCGUGGUGUGCAGGUCUAACAAACAUUGUAAUGCAGCUGCACACCCACAUAUUAGUGCAGAUGGAUGGGAGAAGAGGAGGAGAGAGCGCUCUUCCAGACUGAGGGAAAGAUGAGCAGGUCUUUUGGCCAACUGCACUCCUCUAUUUACUCCUCCCUCCCACACGUCCUCAUGCCUUCCUUAAUUCCUGUCUUUCUUUUUACCUACGAAUCCCCUCGGAGACGAGCAGCGUUCGCGUCGUCAUUAGGGGAAUGCAGAGGAGUGAUGUCAUGUGAUUUUUUUUUUUGUGACCUCUAUCUGCACUUUGACCUUCAAGAACUGUGUCAGCGCCAUCCCCCAGCAUUCUGGAUCAGUAUUUAAACACUGAGAGAGGUUCUGCUGAAGCUGGCCUCUGAGCUGGGGGAGAAACACAGACGUGCUACUGCUGCAAAAAUCACCAGUUAACAGUCGUUGACUAUCGCUUGAAGACCUACAUAGACGGGGCCGAAUUAUAGGAAAUGGCUGAUAGGAGUGGUCUCUUCCAGGACGAUAAUGCCCCCGUUUAUAAGGCAUGAGGGGGAACCGAAUAGUUUGAUGAGAAUGAAAGCUUAUCUCAACCAAACUGGACACCUAUCGGAGAUUUUGGAAGGACACAUUAGACAGCACUCUCCACCUCCAUAAUCAAAACACCAAAUGAGGGAACAUCUCUUGGAAGAACGGUGUUCAUCCCUCACAAACUGUAGAAUCAACGCUAUUCCGGUGGCGACAUCUUACCAAGACAAUUUAUGUUGAGUUUUCCUUUAAUUUGUCACCUGUCUGUACAUUUUGGGUGACAUUUCCCUUUACCCGAUUAGUUAAAAACUAAAUGUUCCCGGGAACUAUUUAACUGGCCUUGGAUCAGACUGAGAACAAUAACUGUAAACUGGCACAGCUGAUUAAGCAAAACAGGAACUGACUACCAGAUACAGAACCAUAUCAGUCUAUUUAUCACAUCACAGAGGAAACAAACAUCAUCUGCUGAAGACUGAAAACGGCUGAAAUGCACCCAAGAUCUCAACGCAGCUGCUGUUGACGGUUAUGACAACCGAGCUGCCCCAUGUGAGUAACAUUCAUCGUGUGGCCCUUUACGCAGUAAGCUCAUUGAUCUCGAUAGGUGGCUCAGAGUUCCUUGCAGUGAUGACUCCUGUAAAGUGGGGCAUGUGCUUUCACCACUUUGACCCUACAAGCUCACCUGCAGGAUUCAAAUGUAAAGCAAAAAGUGGAAAAAUGUGUUUGAUUGUUCAUUAAUUUGUCAUACGUCGCCAUUUGUUUCACUGUUCUUUUUCUCUACACCUCUUCUCUCCUCCUUUGUGCUUAUGAAACAUCAAAUUUUCCCUUUAGCCUGGAUGUUGUCUCGGUAACAUAAUCCUCCUCUCCAAAGGCUCUCUCACUACCAUGGUUAAUGCUCUGUAUAGAAUUCAGGCCAACUCUGGAAGAUGGUCUGGUUCGGCUAUUUAUCCAUAUUUAUUUAUGUUUACAAACUGUAACACAAACCUCUUCACAAAGAGGUUUACGAGGGUUUAUUUAACUUAUAGUAUUUAAAAGUAUUAAGCUAAACUUGUCUUCUCGUUUGUUUUUCAGUUUGUCAUUAAAUAUUUGUUGACUUAUUAUAUGACUAUAUGAGUUUAUACUGAAGAGAAUUGUUUUAUACAUGGUGAGAGGAACCCUGGAGGAUUUUUACUGUCAGCACACAGUAUCUGUGUAUUCUUGAACACUGGACUUGGUACAGUAGUUUGGGGUCCAUUAUCAUUGGCUUUGCUGUAUACAUUACAGUGUGUGUUGCAGUACAGUUUAACAGAAUGUCAGGUUUUUUUUCUUUUAUUGUUGUUGCUUAGAUGUUUAAUUUUACCGUUGCUACCAUACUAUGUAUGUGGUUGCACUUUGUCAUUUUUUUUUCCAGCAAUCUCCCAGGAUUCUCUCUGUACAGUGAUCAGCUCCUCACCUUUACUAUCCUCUUUCAAUGCAGGAGACCUGAACGAAGUAGUUUAUCGGGGCAUUAUUUGAUUCUCUUACAAUUUCACAAUAGAAAGGUACAUCAUUUUUGACUGGAAUAUUGUAUCUGGUUUGUAUUUAGUACAAAAUGAGUUUGUUUUUUUUUCUGUUUUCUCUCCCUGUGCUCUCUCCCUCUCUUGUCUGUUUUCGGUCAAAUCAAAUUAACAUACGUUCUUAUAGAUGUUAUCACACGCAUCCCAAAAAAAAAAAAAAAAAAAAAAAAAAAAAACAGACACAAUGAUGGUCCCUUUUACACACGUAUAUACAAAUACACUCAUUCAGUCACUAACAUACAACAACCUGGACCUCGCCACUACAAUGAAUGAAAGUCUAUUCCCUCUUUAUCCCCUCUCUGUUACUGUGACCAUUAUGAUAUAUGUAUGUUUAAUAUUGUAAAUAUGUAUUUGAAAAUGCUAAAUCUAUUUUUAUAAUUUGUUUGAAGAACAAUGUGUUGAAUAUAAUAUCUGCUCACUGUGUAAGGGUUUUAUUUGUUUGAAUUUAGGGCCAUAGCCAAGAAACUCUGGUGUUUGGAAUAUAAAACUAAAAAAAAAGUUUCUUUUUUUGUUAGUUUUUGAUGAUUUUUACCUGUUAGAACAAAAUCUGAUGGCUGUUGAAAUAUUGAAAUGUGUUAUUAAAAAAUCUUCAAUACAGCAAA